CACUUUAUUCAUGUUUUUUAUAAAUAGGUUUUUAUGGUCAAUCAUGUACCUGUAGCUAGAAACUUUUGAGGGAUUAAACUUUCGCAAUUCCACCCAAAAUCUAAAAUCAUUUUUGUGGAUUUAAUUUUUGUAAAUCAAACCAUUCCAUGAUCUUAUACUGUAUUUUUAGACUUUCACGGAUUUUAAUUUUUCGCAAAUCUGACAAAAUCCCAAAAAACUGAAAGUUUUUGGCCUCAAAAGUUUCCAGCUAUACAGUAUGUACACCUAUCAGUAGCUACGCAUCUUUAAUUAGCUUUAACCAUCAUGGAAAUGAUUUAUUUUGAUGUGUAGUGUGUGUGCUAUCUUUUGUGUCAUCAUGAUUUUAGUUCAAAGUUGAUGCUAUGUCAUUUCCCAUGCCAAACAUGCAUUCUGACAUUCACAUUCAUGGAUACGUGAUGUCAUUUCCCAUACAAAGUCUACUUAUGUCUCAGUGAUAUCAUAAUUUACAUAAGUGGAUAUGACAAAGGUUAAGCAAUAGUACUAAUUGAUUUUUAUUAGCAAAGCCAAAAGCAAAGCUAAAGUGAUAUACUGAUUAUAGUCUUUAGUCUAUUAAAUAGCAUCAAAUGCUAUCAUUGUUAAAAAUCUUCCAGUUUACUACACAUGUAUUUACAGCUAUGAAAGUACUAGAUAUAUAAAUAAAACUCUUUCUACAGCUAAUUGUGGAUCAUCAAUAUUCAAUUCGUCUUGUUGGAGGGUCCUAUUAUUGGGAAGGACGUGUUGAAGUAUGCAUUAAUAGAUCAUGGAGUACUGUCUGUGAUGAUUAUUGAGACGUUCAUGAUGCUACAGUUGCACGCAUGUGUUGUAUUCAUUUGGGACAUAGUUUGAGCUGACUCUGAUCAAAACUGGAUUUUUUUUAUAAAUUUUUUAAUUUAUUUAAAAAUCUGGCAAAAGAUCAUGUAGACCAUGGUACUGGGUCAUUGACCAAGUUUUGCCAAAAAUGAAAAGAACAACUUGCACUAUUGGAUCAAUUCGUCUUGUUGGAGGAUCUACUGAUUCGGAAGGACGUGUUGAAAUAUGCAGAUAUAAUUACUACUUAAGUGGUAAUAUCUAUGGUACUAUCUGUGAUGAUUUAUGGGACACUCGUGAUGCUAUGGUGGUAUGUAGGCAGUUAGGAUAUACAUCAGGGACUGCAUAUAACAAUUCGCAUUUUGGACAAGGAUCAGGAGUCAUAGUAAUGUCUAAUGUCCAGUGUACUGGAUCUGAAUCAUACCUUACUAGCUGCCCUCAUACAAUUAAUCAUAAUUGUGAUCACUCUAAAGAUGCUGGAGUCAGUUGUGAAGGAGAUAGUCAAGUAGGAGCUAUUGUUGGAGGGGUAGUUGGUGGUAUUGUUUUCCUAAUCUGUGUAUGUGCAGUGAUUGUUAUAUGUGUAUGUGUACUGCAUUCCAAAUCAAACCGCUCCAGAGCUAGAGCCAGGCAAGCAGCUCCUGCAGUUCAAAUGAGAUCAAGUCCAACACUAACCACUAGUACUGCAACUGGAGCUUAUACACAAUCACAAUCCCAGUCUAAGGCAGAAAACCAACCUCCUCCUCCAUCUUACUCAGAUUAUAUGGAACAGCAGAAAGCCUAUUCACAACAAACUGCACCAAUGACUUAUCCUGGUCAUGCUGUACAAGGAUAUCCUCAACAGGAUUAUUCUCAAACUGGUUAUCCCCAGCAAGUACCUUAUCCACAGCAGCAGCAGCAAGAAGCACCAGUUGGGUAUCCACAGCAGGAGCCACAAGGAUAUGGAGGAACAAACCCUAGUACUGAUGAGUCUACUGGCAUUCGUGAUGAACCACCACCUCCUUAUUGAGCUCAUUGAUGUUAUAUGUUUUAUAUUUUUGUACUAUUUAGUAUGUGCUCCUAUUUCAAUAGUCAACAUUUAUUUUAUUUUCUGUCAAAAUAGUUUAAUGCAAAUUCUAUAUAAAAUUAAUUAUACCUUAAGGUUACUUUAAAUGCGGGUACUAUUAAUUGCUAAUUUUGUGUUUGGGUUUAAAAUUGCAAUUAUUGAUACACGCAUGUUAUUAAUAAUGACAUCAUGAUGCCAUAUAACUAUUAGUAAUAAUUACUUAAUCGCAAUUUUUAAUAUGACUGAUGAUGACACUCCAAAAGACAAAGAGGACUGAGUGCAUUUAGUGGAAAUGUGUGUUUGUGUGGCUUGUAGGCUGUCUCCCCUCUUCAGCUAUUAAUAAUUAUUUAUUAUUUAAUGGUGGUUUACAUUGUCUUUUAGAAUGUUAUUUUGCUUAGUAGUUUUAUUAUUGUUAUUAUUAUUAUUAUUAUCGUGUUCUUGUAUAAUGAUAAACUAUUUUAUGCGUCUUUAA
Molecule: messenger RNA, 2339 nt
Organism: Amphimedon queenslandica
Lineage: Eukaryota; Metazoa; Porifera; Demospongiae; Haplosclerida; Niphatidae
Product: scavenger receptor cysteine-rich type 1 protein M130-like
Exons: 4
Coding region: 977-1831 (284 amino acids)
Cellular component (GO): membrane
Source: RefSeq, a predicted model, not a curated record